Molecule: messenger RNA, 3384 nt
Organism: Siniperca chuatsi (mandarin fish)
Lineage: Eukaryota; Metazoa; Chordata; Actinopteri; Centrarchiformes; Sinipercidae
Gene: prcc
Product: proline rich mitotic checkpoint control factor
Exons: 7
Coding region: 506-1747 (413 amino acids)
Cellular component (GO): nucleus
Source: RefSeq, a predicted model, not a curated record
AAACACCUGCGCAGAAAGCUGCGCAGUUGGUUCUUUAAUCAAGAGUGAUGGAGGCGAAUGUUUUGAUGGAGUAUAGAGACUAAAAAAGCUCCGGUUUUGUGGCGUCAAACACAACUGCUGCAUCAACCGUUGUUGUAUUAUGUGCUGUAACAGAUCUGAGACGAAUUUAAUUUGACUAAGCAAGAAAGGAUCGGUUAGCUAAUAUCGUUUGUUGCGGCGGCCUAGCUAACAUUAGCUAGCGCUGUGAAGUUGGGACAUAGCUUUCAUUUAAUGAGCUCACUGUGAGGCCCUCUUUUAACCUGCUGUGUUUUUCAUGACACCACAGCUCCACCGGGAACUAUAUCAUUAUCUGUGUGGCUAUAUUGAUCAAAGAUUACCUUACCUUUAAUUGAAGUAAGCUCGUCGGAAAGCGUGAGUACGGCUUCUUGAGACAUAAUCAAGGGGAAGUGGUUAUCCAUGUCCACGAGUUACUCCAGAUUAAUACUCUUUAAUAACAUCAGCAAACAUGUCUUUAGUUGCUUAUGGCAGCAGUGAUGAUAGUGACUCAGAAGAAACCUCGACCUCUGCCGCACCGGAGAGCAAAGUCAGCACAGGGGGGCUCUUCUCUCUCCUACCUGCUCCUAAAAAGCCAAGAUCAGCAGGAGGAAACUAUGGACCAAACAAGGAGACAAAAGCGAAUCCUUCAGCAGGGGACGGCACGUCAAGCGACGACCUAGAUCCUCAGCCAUCUAAAGGAGGCUUAUUUUCUAGCCUGCCUAAGCCGAGGAAGCGAACAGAGCCUGUCAAGAUCACUGUACCACAGAUCCAGAGACGGGAUUCAGACUCUGAUGAUGAUGAACCAGCAAAAAAGAAACUACAACCUCAGGGUGCAGGUUCAGGCCUUUCCUCCCUUCUACCACAACCCAAAAACCUGACAGUGAAGGAGACCGAUAGACUCCUGAUUCCUCACACACUCACCAAGCGCCAAGAACCGAAAGUACCCAAGCCUGGAACACCUGCUCAGGGUCUGCUUGGUUCUAGUGCAUCCCCCUCUGCUAUCAAAGCUGCAGCAAAGUCAGCCGCCCUGCAGCUGGCUAGACAAAUAGCCACUGACGACCAGGAUAACGAGGAGGACAUAACCCCACAGAACUACUUUUCUCUGGGCGAGAGCUCCCAGCCUCUCCCUGCAGUUGUCCCAAGCUUAGACCCUGAGCCAGGGGCCCCUGUAGAGCUUCUCCCUCUUGCACCUGCAGAUGAACCUGGUCAGUCAGACGCCCCUCUCGACUUCGGGGGGAACCAUGAAGGAGCUGGUGCAUGGGGAGGUCAAUAUCCUCAGUAUCAACAGCCCAUGGCAGGCCCAGAAGCUUUGCCUCAGGGAUAUUAUAAUGAACCAUACUACCAAGAUCCUAACUCCGGACUGACAGAGGCUGAAGAGCCUGGCCACUCUGCCAUGUUUGAUGAUGAAGCGUUCAUGCGGCUGCAAGGGAAACGGAACAGGGGCAAAGAGGAGGUGAAGUUUCUGGAGAUCAAAGGUGACGACCAGCUGAGUGGCAACCAGCAGUGGAUGACCAAGAGCAUGACAGAAGAGAAGCAGAACCGUCAGUCCUUCAGCAAGAAAAAAGGAGAACAGCCUACAGGACAGCAGCGACGCAAACAUCAGAUAACGUAUCUCAUUCACCAGGCAAAGGAACGGGAGUUGGAGCUGAAGAACAACUGGGCAGAUAACAAGCUAACUCGCCGGCAGACCCAGGCCAAAUAUGGUUUCUAAAUGUCACUCUGUGGACUCUUGCAGGCAUGUGGAAACCCUGCAUCAGAAAGUAGAGUAGAGGUUUCCAGAUUUCCCUACACAAAGGGAAAAUGUGUGCUUGGGAAGAAACUAUACACACCUUAAUACAGAUUAUCCCCUCCUGCCCUCCCUCCUCCUAUAUUUGUGUUGAAUUGUUAAUACUCAGUAGUUCUUUUGGUCAACCGUUUGAUAAGAUGUUACUCCUGUACCAAAAAUCCAGUCACAGUAAAUAUAGGCGCUAUACCUUCAUAGCAAUGUAACCAUGUUUUUAAGGUACCUGUGGCCAGUCAGUGGGAGAGAUGAUGUAAUGUGACUCUGAAGUGGCCAUUUUAAAUGUUUUCCUUUUGAAUGUGUAUGCUUCCUGUUCAUACAGCGAACAUUGAUGUAUGACUCCUUUUUUUGUGUGUGUGAUAAAGAUAGAUGACGCUACAAACCAGGUUUGGUUCUCUGGCAGUCACGUUAGUAAAAUGUUGCCGUUGAUAAUGAGAAAUUAACUGGAGUCAUUAGAAAGCUGUGACACAUGACAUAUUUAUACGCUGAAUCAACAACUUUGUAAUAAAAAAAUAAAGAUGUUGGAAUACAUGUUGCAGUUGCUCAUGAGGACUCAUUGAAUUAAGGGCGUAAAAGUUGUCUGUGUCUAUAUUUCAUCCUUAAUUUUUUUCUUCUUUUUAAAUUUUCUGAUUCUCAUUUUUCUGAAAACUCAGCUAAGUUGUGAAGGAACAUACCUGCAUCUUAAGUUUUACAGAAAUGAAUUGCCAGAGAACCAAACAUGCAUUUCAGUUUCAGCUGGUUCUUUAGCUACCAUCUGAGAACCAUCAGAGAGAACCUGGCUGCAUCCCACACGCAUCUUACAGAUUCAGUUUUCUCCUAAAUCCCAAUGAUUGAUGAUUGGUGCCGUCAAAAUGAAUCAGGAAUAUCUGUGUAUGUGGCUUGUCCACUGCCAGUGAGCCAGAAGAAGAUGCUGAAGACUGAUAAGGGAAACUGCUGUGAACUGUUCAAUGGGGUGAAACUAAAUACAGAGCUUCAUAUGUAAACUAUGGCUAGGUGUGGUGGCGGCUCUGUAGACGUCCAUUACUGUACCAACACGACACAACCUGAUCUGCCUCCAAACUUACUCUGAUGUUUGGCAGAAACAUACCAGCAGUCCAGGAUAUCGAUUCCCUUCAUAGUCAUGGUACAUACCGCCUGCAGGACUCGUGUCACUGGCCAAACAGCCCAAAGCAAGCAGCUGACAGUCUGAAUACAUAUCCUCCCUCACACAUACCUUAGAGACAGGAAUAUAAAUUAGAGCUUAAACUGACUGAAUGUUUCUUGUGCGAGUUCCAGCUUUUUUUCUUUAUCCUUGACAUCUCUUGGACAGUGCAAAGGGAGUUUGGGUGAAAUAAUGAGAAGAUUUCUUUAAAAUUAAUCAGACAUUCACGGCACUCUUUGGUUAAUUUCACAUCUGUGUCUCCUGGGACAAAAACAAGCAGACACUAAACACAGACACUGACAUUACAGAUUCAGUGACUAACAUGUUUGAUGGCAUUGCUGGGAAAAAGAAAUGUUCCAUUAUACUUCUGUUACACGUAUUGUGCAGUUCAAAUUCAUGAAUAAAUCUUUUCCUUUCCUGGCUCCUA